This is a messenger RNA of Protopolystoma xenopodis, 1815 nucleotides long. NCBI's taxonomy places the organism in Eukaryota, Metazoa, Platyhelminthes, Monogenea, Polystomatidea, Polystomatidae. The record is from the annotation of a GenBank genome assembly.
AUGCACGUCUUUCCGUUUCCGCUGCCUGGCGUCCGGCCCUGCAGUGGCGGGGCGCUCAUCUCUCAUGAAUACCACACCUAUCAAUUGGCAGGAGCCUCAGUCACUGCCUGCAGCUUAAAUCGCGCUUCCGCCCGCCGUCUCCUUGUCAGCUUAGUUAGUCAGCUCUCUUCAAUGCAGAAGCACGUAUCCCAGCAUAAUAGACCUCUGAAGUCAGAUGGUGCGUCUAUCUCAGAUAUGGACUCUUGUAAGGCCCAUUCUUCAGUUGGGGACAUCCUUCUCCCAUUACCAGCACUGGCUUCCAGCCUAGUUGAUACCAAUAACCUUGACGGUAGCAUGUGUAAAAAGGAACUAGCUGAAAGCAAGACACUUUUGGCUACACGAAGGUCUAGAUUGCAUGGCGAGCGUACGCUUGUCAGUCUAGUUACUGGAGAUCAUGCUCCAGCCGUCUGGGUUCAGGCUGCCUUCAAGUUGGUCUGUCUGAUCAGGCAAUUUAAGCUGAUCUAUUCAUCGAAUAUGACCCAAAAACCUGGCCGUGUCGGGUUGUCGGGAUUGCAUAAGUCACCUUCGGUGUCGGUUCCUUCCGCCGAUCCACUCUCUUUUGAUCUAUUUUCAACCAGUUCCGAUGACAAUAUUGACGCCCUUUUCGCGCCUGGACAGAUUCUGACUGAAUUGAAGCUCGCCAUCCCACAGACUGGAGUGCGUGUAUUUGAACUUCUUUGCCGCAGCCUAUCAGGCAUUUUGCUACUUCACAUACCCUCCAAGCAGCUGAUUAGUCACUGCGUCGGUCUUCUUGCUUUCCGCUUCUGCUGCAUCAUCUUAUCAUUUUACUGCUGUCAUUUCUUCUUACCGAUACUUUCAUUCCCUCUUACCUGCCCAUCCGCUCUUUCUUCCUUCAUUUUUGGGAUACCGGUUCUCCUUGGAUUUCUAUUUCGUUUUCGAUUCUCAGCUGAAGACUGCCUCUCUUCUGCCGCUGGACAGUCUGACCACCUUCUUGAUAUGAUAGUCGCUUUGCCUCAUCUCGACCGUCUAUUGGCUCCUAUGUUCUGUCCGCCAAGACCCUCAGUUCCUAACCCCCAGAUUGAUGCCUCUCAUUCAACUUCGUGUGAGGUUGCUACUGGUCCCCUUAAUGGCUUUGAUGCUGAUAGUGGUCGAAAGGAUUCCAUUCAAGAGUUUGAUGGACCAAUCACACUGAAGCAUUUAUCGGCAUUCUAUCGGCGUCUAAUAGAUAUCAAUCAACGCUGCGGCCCCAUGGUUUCGCUCACUCUGAUCGAAACGGUAAAUUUGGCGGAUUGGUUCCAUUCGUCUAACUCAGACAAACGACUUUGUAACGAAGGCGCUAUUGGCUCUUCUUGUUGGCCUCUUACUCAAUGUCUUGACGUAAUAGAUAGUCUGAUAUACUGCUUGGACCUGGUGCUAGUUAUUUCUUCAAGAUCUGAUGAUGCACUACCUGGAAGCGACCUUGGGCUCGACUUUGGCCAUGCAACCUUAGGUGACAAGUUGCCCUACUUAAAUUCAGCUCCGCCUAAAUAUUCCCGACCUAGACUGUCUUUAUCCCCCACCGAAAGGAAUAAUCAGUCUCGCACCUCUCUUGCCUCAUCUGCCAAAUUCUCUUCUGAGAGUAAAAGAGGUGUCAAUAUAGCAGAUUCUGAUAGCAAAGAAGAUGCUGAAAAACUUGAAGUGAUGGCAAAAGAUGAGCUGAUUAAGACGAAAGCUCGACUUAAUGAGGUAAUUUCCUCAAUUUAUUGGGUUUAUAUCAACGUAAUUUCCUGUCUGGCUCACAGCCUAUUUGAGUCCAAAAAGAAUAUAUUAAACUGA